This is a messenger RNA of Corylus avellana, 2458 nucleotides long. RefSeq names its product Tetratricopeptide repeat (TPR)-like superfamily protein. The record is from RefSeq and is a predicted model, not a curated record. Gene Ontology annotation, molecular function: protein binding. Lineage: Eukaryota; Viridiplantae; Streptophyta; Magnoliopsida; Fagales; Betulaceae.
CUCUGCAAAACAAUUUCGAAAUCCAUCUCUCUUUACUCGCAAGCCUGCAAUUCUUGCGCUGAACCCAGAAGGUACAAGUAACCCAACAGUCACUUAGCAACUUUUUAUUCCCCACGAAGGUGUUUUCAUUCUAGGAACUUUCUAGCAUUGUAUGUGAAAGGGAUAUAGAAAUUUGAGUUCAGACCUUGGUGGGUGCUCUACUAAAGUUAUCUCCAGUUUGAGAAUUUAGAGUUGGAAAAAGACAAGUUUAGAGGACCAGAUGGGAGAAUCUGGUAGUGAGAAGGCUGUUUCCAGAACCAACAGAAAAUAUCAAACUACCACUAUCAAGAAAGGAUGGGUUCAAGCACUACCAAUCAAGGAGCAUUCUCUAGGUGACAAGAAUCAAUUAUAUCGGACAUCAAAGUCUACAGAUUCCAAAAAUCAGUCCCACUGCAGUUUCUGCACAACCAAAAAUAGUUGCAGAAUGGUACGCUCAAGAACAAAGUUGAUGAAUAUUCUGAUUGAAAGAGGGAAACCUCAGGAAGUCCAAUCCAUAUUUGACAGUUUGAUUGAAGGAGGGCACAAGCCAUCUCUUAUAACAUACACAACCUUGUUGGCUGCCUUGACCAUCCAGAAGCGCUUCAAGUCCAUUCGUUCGAUUAUCUCACAGGUAGAAGAAAAUGGAAUGAAGCCUGACUCAGUAUUUUUUAAUGCUGUUAUAAAUGCUUUCUCUGAAUCUGGGAACAUAGAGGAAGCCAUGGAAACCUUUUGGGAAAUGAAGAAGAGUGGAUUAAAACCAACAACUAUUACUUAUAAUGCAUUGAUUAAAGGUUACGGGAUUGCUGGUAAGCCUGCAGAAUCUCUGAAACUGCUAGACUUGAUGUCCCAAGAGGGAAAUGUAAAACCCAAUCUCAGGACUUAUAAUGUGCUUGUCAGAGCAUGGUGUAAGAAGAACAACAUUGUGGAGGCGUGGAAUCUGGUACAUAAGAUAGUAGCUUGUGGAAUGCAACCUGAUGCAGUUACUUACAACACAAUAUCAACAGCUUACGCUCAAAAUGGAGAGACAGAUCGGGCUGAAGGGAUGAUUUUAGAGAUGCAGAAAAACAGAGUGCAGCCCAACGAGCGAACUUGUGGCAUCAUCAUAAGUGGGUACUGUAAGGAAGGUAAAUUGAAGGAGGCCUUGAGGUUUGUGUACAGGAUGAAGGAUCUGGGGCUGCAUCCUAAUCUCGUAAUUUUUAACUCGUUGGUUAAAGGAUUUGUGAACACGAUGGACAGAGAUGGGGUGGAUGAGGUUAUGACAUUGAUGAAUGAAUUUGGGGUCAAAGCAGACGUGAUUACAUACAGUACCAUAAUGAAUGCAUGGAGCACAGCAGGAUUCAUGGAAAAGUGCAGGGAAAUCUUUGAAGAAAUGAUGAAGGCUGGAAUAAAACCUGAUGCACAUGCCUACAGCAUUCUUGCUAAAGGAUAUGCACGUGCGCGAGAACCCGAGAAAGCCGAAGAACUAUUGACAGGAAUGACCCAAUCAGGAGUCCGUCCAAACGUUGUGAUUUUCACAACUGUCAUCAGUGGAUGGUGCAGCACUGGCAGGAUGGAGCGCGCUGUCAAGGUUUUUGACAAGAUGUGUGAAUACAAGGUUUCUCCAAAUUUGAAGACAUUUGAGACCCUAAUAUGGGGAUAUGGAGAAGCAAAGCAGCCAUGGAAAGCAGAAGAAAUGCUCCCAAUUAUGGAAGAAUUUAACGUUCAGCCAGAGAAAUCCACCAUCUUGCUUGUUGCAGAAGCUUGGCGUGCCACCGGAUUAACAAAAGAGGCAAAUAGGAUGCUGAAUAGUUUGAAAGGCGAUAGAAUGACACAUCAAAUAGGGACAGAAGAAGAGAUACCAGAGAAAAUUGAGCAGAAGCAGCCUACUGGUGCCUCUUUUUCCAAUUUGUUACAGAUUCCUGCAGUUGUUACCGGCAUUCAAAAAGGAUCGGCCAUGACAACUAGGAAAAGCCGAAUGGUUUUAAGAGACGCUGAUUCUUCAAUGGACAGCUCGUAUCUCUCUACAAAAUCUAUGUAUCUUUCUCAUACUUGUAAAUUUGGGGACAGAUCGCCAAUCAUAUGCCGGAAGCAGUCGCAAAGGCAGCUUGGAGUGUAUGCUCAGCAUGCAGUCUCAUGUACAGUUGUAUUCUUGAGCUGAAGGAUUAUGGAAAUUACAAUAUUUUAGAUGUAAUCCAUCCAUGUAGUCCUCCCUGAAGAAAUUCACCUGAUAUGUUUUGUAGAUAGCUAAGGGAGCUGCUUCAUUUGGAUGACCUCCAUUUUGUUUUAGGCCUGCUGAAUACGCUAAGGUCAAUGAUACCAUAUAGUCUUGCUAUUUUACACACAAAGACAUUGACAUUAAGGGUUUGCUAUUUUACUCUCCAUCAUGGCAGUCUUGCUAUUCUUCACUUAGCAGCUUUUGACCUUUUUUUAUUUUAUUUUAUUUUUUUUAAUAUUUUAUUUU